Molecule: messenger RNA, 1080 nt
Organism: Thelazia callipaeda (thelaziosis nematode)
Lineage: Eukaryota; Metazoa; Nematoda; Chromadorea; Rhabditida; Thelaziidae
Source: the annotation of a GenBank genome assembly
AUGGGAAAUCAGUCAGAGAAUAAAUUGCUUGAAAUUGGCUCAACGAUUACGUUGAGAGGGAAGAUGUAUGAAGUCCAGGAUGAACUUUAUAGUGGUCCGUUCAGCAAAGUUUAUACAGUUUGUGAUGGCUCUCAGCAGUAUGCUCUAAAAACAGAGCGAACAGUCGGUUCGAAAAGGCCGGUUUUAAAACUGGAUGCAUCAGUUCUGAAGCAAAUUGAUAAACAAGAGUUAACUACCGGGUUCCCGCGAUUAAUUGCUGCUGGCAGGACGCCGCUCUACAAGUUUGUACUUAUGGAACUGGUCGGGCCAGAUCUGCAACGUUUGCGACGAUCAACACCAGGGAAGAAGUUCCGACUCUCAACAUCAUUACGGAUUGCAUCCCAGACUCUCAAGCGCAUAGAAGUAUUGCAUGAUUGUGGAUGGCUUUGCCGUGACAUCAAAGCAAACAAUUUUUGUAUAGGAAAAGAAAACGAUGGACUAAUUUAUAUGCUUGAUUUCGGUUUCGCUCGAAAAUUUAUGCAAGCUUUAGAAAAACAAAUUGAAAGAAAAAUGGCCUGUUGUAGUCGAGACAAUGGUACGAUAGUAGAACGACGGAAUUCAGCAAGUUUAAUGGGUACAAUUUUUUACGCUCCAAUUAAUGCACACAAUUUCUCAGAGCAAUGCCGAAAAGAUGAUCUGGAGUCAUGGUUUUAUAUGAUUGUUGAAAUGAUCGCCGGUAGCUUACCAUGGUCAAGUUACGACCCCAAAAAAGAGUACUUGCUCGUCGGAGAAUGGAAGACAUUCGCACGCGGUCCCGGAAGAUGCCGGCUACUACAGAGUACACCAGCUGAGUUCAAUGAUAUUCUUCGUACGAUAGAUGAAACUGCAUUCAAUGAUCGGCCGAGAUAUCGUAUUAUUCAAUCUUUAAUUCAUCAAACGAUGGACCGUUUGCAGAUUGAUAAAAAGCAACCGUUUGAAUGGCAGGAAACAGAUAUGCGUAAAACAAAAGGAAUUAGUAAGUCGAACUUAGCCCACAAAUUUUGUGAUCAUAAGAAAACAGAAAAUGAUGAUAACAUCAAUACCAUCGAAUGUACCGCAUAA